This is a messenger RNA of Olea europaea var. sylvestris, 1376 nucleotides long. RefSeq lists its product as uncharacterized. The record is from RefSeq and is a predicted model, not a curated record. The coding region runs from base 143 to 1165 and encodes 340 amino acids. The transcript is spliced from 2 exons. Lineage: Eukaryota; Viridiplantae; Streptophyta; Magnoliopsida; Lamiales; Oleaceae.
UCCCGAUGCAUCGAUGUUGGUUCCUCUAUACUAAAGAAAGCACAUUUCUGUAAAAAGCAAGCCCACCUAUACAAUAUAGCUUUUUCACCGGAAACUUCACCGCCGAUUUAAGAAUUCAUUGACGAUUCUAACGGGAGGAUCUAUGAAAUCAAAUAGCACGUGGUUUGCUUCGCUGAAAUUGUUCUUGAUUUCAGCUGGAAUUGUGUCUCUAGCUGUGGGGGUAAGAUUCGUCGCACCGGUAAUUAUACACGGUGUAGUUCACGAAAUCCCGGCGCUGUGGUCCAUCUUACUGUCUUGGCUCAAGCCUCCUUAUCUAUAUGUCAUCAUCAACGGAAUAAUCAUCAUCAUCGUUGCUGCGUCUCGCUUCCACCACAGGGAAUCUGAGCCGUCCGUUGAAACUCAUGAGAAUUUAAUUUCAGUAAAAACGCCUCCGUCGUUGGAAUUUGCCUCAAUACCAACUCCGACUGAUAUUAGCACUGUUAUGGAGGAACCUCCAGUGGCAGUGCAGUCGGCUUUGGUUUAUGAGAGUGAAGAUGGAGCUGUCGAGAUGAAGCCCGUGGUGGUGAACGAUUCUGAGAUUAUGGAAAACGACGACGACGUUUCAGAAGCUGAAGAUGAGGACGAGGAUAUUGUCUCCAAUUCGCCGUACAGUACUCCACCCGAGGGUACAAGUUCUCCGCCGUUCCUCUUACCGAUAAGGGAGAAACCUCUGGCUUCUUCAAGAUUCGGUAAUCACCGGAAAAAUCUUAAAUCCAGUCCCGAAGGGACAAAAGCACUAAGGGUGGCGAGGCCAAAAAGGCAAGAGACGCUUGAAAGCACAUGGAAAAUGAUAAUGGAGGGACGUCAUGUGCCAUUGACGAGACAGUGGAAAAAGCAAGACAUGUGGAAAGAUCAUGAGCACGACAUGACUGGAAGCCAUUCAAAUCAUGUGAACAAAUCAGAGACAAAGAAUCAUGUAAAUUAUGAUUCUCCAAAAAAUUAUGAUUCUCCGAAAGCUCCAUUGAGAUCAUGUCCAAGUUUGAAGGUUCGAAAAGAGCUGUCGGUGGGUCACGAGGAGUUGAAUCGCCGCGUUGAAGCGUUCAUCAAGAAAUUCAAUGAGGAAAUGAGGAUUCAGAGACAGGAAUCAUUGCAACGGUAUAUGGAAAUGAUUAAUCGUGGUGUCUAGGUAUAUUUACGAGUUUGAAUUUAAUAUUGUAAAUAGGUAUUUGAAAAAAUAUUUUUAUUGUCCAAAAAAAUGGGAAUACAGAUCUAAAUUUGGAUAAGAGAUUCAAUUUUGGUGAAUUCGUUAGGUGGGUUUUGGGUUGAAAUUGUGCGCAAAAAAAAAGUAUGGAAAGGGUCUGUAAAGGAAUGCAAAAUUAACUGGUCCUUUAUUCUUG